UACCUGCCCAUGGGCAGAUUGGGUCUUUCCGACAAGUCGCCAAAAUCGCCAUAAAUCGAGAAAAAAUUAUUGGCGGUGUCAGCGGAAAACCGGUGUGACGUGCGACAUCCGGCGUGGUCGUAAAAGUACAGUCUCUGCAGCGGCCAGCAUCGCUGCGAGUCUGCAGGAAGAGACACCGAAGCCAUGGCCCUGCAGUCUACAAUGGGGCGACGACAUCCAGGCAUCUGAUUAGGUGCGAGCUGACCUAGGAGCCAGUUCCUGUUCGCUACGAAAGGUGCGUGAGAUAUGUGGAAGGCGAUUACAGGCAUGCUGCGCCUCAGCUAGCUCUGCAUUACGUUUCGCACAGGUCGCACUAUUCGACGGAUGCCCCAGUUCAAUGUCUAUUGUAGACUGCGCCUAGAACUGCUGACACGGUCAAUUUGUGUCUCGUGCCAUGUUUACAGAGCCCCUUGUUCGAGCGUGCCGCUGCUACCUUUAGAGGUAUAGAAACGGUGCCGAACACUCGUGAGCUCGACUUAUCUGUUAAUGCUAUUCCCACUCCAUGUGGAAGAGAAGCAGUCCGUGGGUUUUUCUCUGCACAGAGUCGUCCCAUUUGUGCAAUAUAGACCGCGGUGUAUUGAUGAAAGGCCUAAGUUGUGGACAAGCGAGAUCGUAACACAGUGGGAAGACACGAUCUAAUCUUCGACUCUCAUAGCAGGUAGCAUUCGCCCCAUGUAUCCCAUCCUCAAAUCCGUCCUUCUUCUCUUGGCGAGUAUUGCUCUCCAGCUCGGCCUGACGCCUCCCACUCCGCCUCCUGAACGCAGCCAGAGAGUUGGGUACCGCGGGCAGCUGUUCGAAUACGCCGUGUAUCCGCUGCCACUAUACCUGAGAGUCUUCGCGAGCAUCGUCUCCGUCUUCCACGUCGCCGCCAUCUUGCUGCUAGAAUACGCCCAACCCGCUACCACAGCGAGGCUUCUCCCGCUCGUCUGCCCGGCCCCGAGCCCAUCGCUCGUGCGCCUCGCCGCACUAACACCGCGCUUCACCACAGGCAUCGCGCUCGUGCUCGCCGGCGCACUGCUCCGCGUCUGGUGCUAUCGCGCGCUGGGCAGCCUCUUCACGUACGAGGUCGCGCUCAAGGCCGAGCAUCACCUUGUGACGGGCGGGCCGUACGCGUACGUGCGGCACCCGUCGUACCCCGCGCUCUGGACGAUGCUCGCUGCCGCGCUCGUCGCGUGGUAUGCGCCCGGCGGGUACCUGCACGAGUGCGGCGCUAUGGACACACGCGUCGCGCCGUUCGUGCAUGCUUGGACCGCCGCCGCGGCAUGCAUCGCCGUUGGGCUGUGGCGGCGCGCGCCCGUUGAAGAUGACGCAAUGCAGAGUCAGUUCGGCACGGCGUGGGAAGAGUACAGGCGCAGGGUCCCCUGGCGGUUCGUGCCCUAUGUCGUCUAGGACAUGUUACGGCUCUCGCACGGUCUUCUUGUUCCGGCCUAUUGUACAGUGCAAGUUCCGCAGAAUGUUUGAGGCUGUACUACUCUAGUCUUUUCCGUUCUAGAGAGCAUAGGCAACAAGCUGCCGACGGCAUAAUCU
Molecule: messenger RNA, 1566 nt
Organism: Phanerochaete carnosa HHB-10118-sp
Lineage: Eukaryota; Fungi; Basidiomycota; Agaricomycetes; Polyporales; Phanerochaetaceae
Exons: 5
Coding region: 712-1428 (238 amino acids)
Biological process (GO): C-terminal protein methylation
Cellular component (GO): membrane
Molecular function (GO): protein C-terminal S-isoprenylcysteine carboxyl O-methyltransferase activity
Source: RefSeq, a predicted model, not a curated record